AUGAUGAGACAAAUAAUUUCAAAAAACAAGGGGAGGAAGAGGAUAUGCAUCGAAAACUUUUACUUUUGUAUGAUUUUCUUGAAAGCACUAGGACACUAUCGACGAAAAUAUUAUAGAAAGGUCUUGCCCAACUGCUCGCGCGAAGCACAUUUAAGAAUAGUGAAAACACCCGAGGACUGUCCUCGUAUUUUUAUGGGAUCUAUCGUAUUUGGAAGAGAUCAAGAUCGGGUCCCCCAAUUUAGUUGCUCGUGGUGGAUAAUUUUUUUAUGUCAAAUGAAUCAACCAUACAGUGCGACCGCACCGCGUUUUUAUGAUGUUGUGUCAUCGGAUCCGGAAAGAAUGAUGGGUAGCAUUAUUCGCACGAGAAGUAUUCGAUAGUACUUUGAAGAGUCAUGGAACAAGAAGGGGUUUUUCGCUUCAUGAUACGUAUAGCAUCAUUUAGUUUUUAAAUUGCAGGCCGCACAUAGGAGCGAGUAGCUUUCAUAUUAGAGAAGAAUAUAGUAGAGUAAACGCCAGAAAUUCAGGGCAGAGCCAUGUCUCGGAACCACAUAUCUCGAAGAAGAAAAAAUUAUGACGGAGGCAUUGUUGAAGAAGAAUUAGUAUGAGUAGGAAUAGUUAUGUUGGUUGUGGUUGACCUUUUCUGACUCAGAUCCCCUGAUGCUUGCUCCUUGAUCUCCGCAGCAGAAUAUGUAUGCAUUUAGCUAAUGAUAAUUCUGAGCGAGUGCUAAUGUUGCAACGACCGGCUCCACUUGUAUUAGGUCAUGGUCUCUUUUCCCGGCUACCACGUUGUGACUUCUUAGCACACGCCUUCUUGAUAAUCAGGGAUCGAUUUUCUUGAUUGCUUGAUUGAAUUGAGUUGUAGUAGAUCAUAUUGGAGGUACUAGAACUAGUUUUCGGGACUAUUAUCUGUCAUUUAGAAGCGGGCAAAAAAUCAUGACAGCUUUAUCUUAUUGGUAGAAGUGGCAGGUGCAUAGACAUCAAGUGGAAGUGGAAACUUCCGACACCGCCACUCUUUGUUGUAUCUAUCUAUUAUUUGUCGGUCAGACACAGAUGCCGAGCAUCUAUGUUUGCAGGGAAGAUGACUCCUUCUGUUCAGCUUUUUCCUCUUGAUUCCUCUCUUUUGUAUUCAAAAUUGAUUCAAAAUACCACUAGUAGUUGUUCCAUGACUAGACGAUGCUUGAUGACCUCCUCAACGACUAGAAUUAUAGUUUGAUCGUAGUAAGUGCGACGUUCAGUGGUUAAAUAUGAUGGAGGUCGUUGUCUCCGUCACGUAUGAGGGUGGAAAAGCAUGAUUUUAUACUUCUAGGAAAAAUUUCUAGUGGACGAUGAGCAGCGAGCAUUUAUUCCUCGAGUUGUCCUCUUAGGUGAGAGGACGUAAGACUGACGAAUGGAAAAUGUUGCUCCCCCAGUGUACCGUAGUUGCGCCCCCACUACGAAAGUCACAUGCGUUGCCAUGACGCUCCUUUACAAUCUCGUUUUCGUAGUUGUCUUUCAUGAUAACUGCGCGUCUCUGAACACACUUGGAUGAUGACUCAACAUUGAUGAAAGACGUGUUGUGCUCAUCAGCCUCUCUUCUUUCUAUGUAUUAGUACUACUGGGUACUAGUAGGUCUAGGUGGAGGACCUCCGUAGUAGACGAUGCAGGAGCAACAUCGCUGUAAUAUUUCUUCAUGAAAUGGCUUGGUCGUAAAAAUGUUGUGUCAAAAGGCUUCUUUCCUCCUAUAAAGAACUGACGAAACGAGAUGCAUCAUGAAGAACAGCGAUGUGAAGUGUGCAAGUUGAUGUGCCAUCUAAGAUGAAGAUGAACAUGAACAUGAAGACAGAAGCAUAACUGGAUCUUAUCAACACAAAUGAAUCACCCAUGAACCCGCGUAAAUCGCGCUGCGGGAUGCACCAGGAAACAAAAUGAAAUGAAAUAGAGAAGCGGCCUGCAGCUGCAACAUGUGAAGUAGAUGUGGCGU
Messenger RNA from Amoebophrya sp. A25, 1960 nucleotides. NCBI's taxonomy places the organism in Eukaryota, Dinophyceae, Syndiniales, Amoebophryaceae. The record is from the annotation of a GenBank genome assembly.